AUGUCCACCAACAUCGAUGAAACGGCCUUUGUAGAAGCUGAGAAGGGAAAAGCCAGCUUGGCAUUCGAGGAUGAGAGACAAAUGGCCCGCUUGGAGUUGGGAAUCUCCAUGGCAGUUCACAAAUGGGAAGCGCUGGAAUUGGCAGUUCAGAAUGGCUGGGGUGGACCAGAGUCAGCUGAAAAGCGAGAUUGGGUUUCCGCUAUCAUCGUGGAUCUUUUCAAGGACGGUAAGGUCGUGGAUGUCGUUCUGAUCGAAGAAACACUGCUGUACGCAUUGAUGGACGAAUUCGAAACCAACGUGGAUGACGACUCAGCACUGCCGAUCGCAGCAUUGAUCAUCGACCUGUACAAACAGUGUCAACAAGAGGACUACUCGACCGUGGAGAGCCUUUAUGCUCAAUGGAAGGAAAGGCAAGAGGCCAGACAGGUCAGGAAAGACAUUCAGAUUGGCGAAGAUCCUUGGAAUCCAGACGUUUCCGAAGGUGAGGACGAAAGUGAUGCGGAAGAUGGUGACGAGCCUCCAGCAAUGGUCCAAGAUAGCGACGUGGACAUGGAGUCUGAUAGACCAGAACCAGUGGUAGAUGAAGAUGGCUUUGAACUUGUGCAGAAGAAGGGUAGAAAACCCAGACACUGA
Messenger RNA from Lachancea sp. 'fantastica', 633 nucleotides. NCBI's taxonomy places the organism in Eukaryota, Fungi, Ascomycota, Saccharomycetes, Saccharomycetales, Saccharomycetaceae. The record is from the annotation of a GenBank genome assembly.